Molecule: messenger RNA, 1984 nt
Organism: Oldenlandia corymbosa var. corymbosa
Lineage: Eukaryota; Viridiplantae; Streptophyta; Magnoliopsida; Gentianales; Rubiaceae
Source: the annotation of a GenBank genome assembly
UAGUUCUUCAAUUCUAUUUAAGGGAGGGGGUAAAGAAACAGAGUUGCCAUAAAGCAAGAGAGAUGGAAACCGCAAAAGCAGAUAUAGUUUCCAGGGAAUUGAUCAAACCUUCAUCUCCGACUCCGAAUGAGAGAAAACAGCUUAAACAGUCCUUGCUUGAUCAAUUUGCUCCAGAAUUAUAUAUUCGUCUCGUUUUUUUCUAUCAAAAUCAGUCCCCAACUUACCCAUCUGAUCCUUCCCAAAAUACUUUGCAUCUAAAGAAAUCAUUAUCAGAGUGUUUAACCAAGUUUUACCCUUUAGCAGGGAAGCUGAGUGAAGAUCAUCUCUCAAUUGAUUGUGAUGACUCUGGAGCUCUGUUCGUAGAAGCUAAGGUUGAUGCUCCGCUGUUUCAAGCUGUCCACAGUGCUCCCUACGAAAGUUUCCGGCAAUAUCUGCCGUUUGACCCGUUUCCUCCUGAGAUGUUUCCUAGAAAUGAAAUAUUGCUAGCAGUUCAAAUCAACUGGUUUGAAUGUGGAGGUUCUGCAAUUGGAGUUUGCAUCUCCCACAAAGUAGCCGAUUUCGCGUCCUUGGUAACGUUCAUGAAUUCAUGGGCUGCCAUAAACCGGGGCGAAAGUAUCAAAUUUCUACCGGAUUUCGAUAUCGGAAGGAAUCUUUUUCCUCCACGGGAUGUCCCUUUUAAGCUUCCUCCAAGUGAAUUGAAAGGGAAACUCGUGGGGAAGCGUUUUUUGUUCACCAAAGAAAAGCUCAUGGAAUUAAAAGAUCUGGCAAUUUCUUCAUCAUCGGUGAAGGACCCAUCUCGAGUUGAAGUUGUUACAGCUUUCCUGGUGAACCAACUCAUCAAAGUGGCAAGAUCUAAGAAGAAUAGUGAUCAGGGAGAAGCGACUAAAAUAAAGUUCUUGCAAUCGGUGAACUUGAGGAGCAAAAUUAGCAGCCUGAAGCAGGCUUCUAAAAAGAAUGAGUUUCAAUUUGGGAACGUUGUAGCCGUCGCAAUUGCUUCAUUUAGUACACCUGAUGAUAAUGAAACUCAAGAAGGUUUCAGAGACGAUCAUUAUUGUGAUUUGGUUUCUCUGGCGAGGAGCUCGAUUAGGAAAGUCGAUGACGAUUAUGUUUGGAAUUUCUUGGUUCCCUUUAUGAAUAACAUGGGUACUGGUAGUACUUCUGGGACAAAUCAACAACAACAACAACCAGAGAUGAUGAUGCCUUUUACCAGUUGGUGUAGAUCUUCGACGUAUGAAGCUGAUUUUGGUUGGGGAAAACCGCUGUCAGUUGUACCUGCCGGAGAUCCAUCGAUUCCGACGACAAUGUUAACCAGCACAGAGAAUGAGGAUGUGAUAGAAGCUAGGAUUGCCAUGUUAGAAGACGAAUUUGCGCUGUUCUCGGACGAGCUUCUUUCCCUUGAACUCACUGGUCUUCAUUUCUAGGUGGGUCAGUUGUGAUUGUUAAACGGUAAAAUUAGAGAAAUUGAACCCCCAAGUUGGUACAGAUUUCCGAUUUCUGAAAUGGAUUGUGGUUGGGAUGAUGUUAACGAGCAUUCCAAAUAUGAAGAUGGAAUUGCAGCAUGGAUUUAUACAGAGUAGAAGAUGAAACUGUGUUUGCUUCCGGACGAGGUUCUUUCUCUCGAAGUGGCCAAUUGUUUUGACCUAUAGAAUGAUGAUCUAUCAUAGGAAAAUCGGUGAUUUUGGUUGGUUUAUUAGCUUCAAAUUUCAUCUUGCAGUUCAGCAUUUCAUCAAUUUCAUUAUAUUGGUGUUCAGUAUUUUUUGUGCCAUAGUACUCUCUCUGACCCAAAAAGAAAGAACAUGUUUGUUAUAUUCAAAAAAAUACUACUAGUACUAUAUAAGAAUUAUGAUUUUUAUUUUUCUUAGGAUGAAUGGAUGAUGGGUUGAGGUUCUACUCAAUGAAAGUUGUUACAUACUCUAAUGGAUUUGUAUAAUACUAAAUGGUCAGGUAGUCGGUGAAGAUUACUGGCCUUACAUUUGGAUUAAUU